Messenger RNA from Prorocentrum cordatum, 1179 nucleotides. The record is from the annotation of a GenBank genome assembly. Lineage: Eukaryota; Dinophyceae; Prorocentrales; Prorocentraceae.
CGGAGCCGCGCCUCGUCCUCCUCGCCACUCUCGUCGGCCGACCUCUGCGUGUCUCACCUCUCCGCCCCUUGCCUGCUCCCACUCACGUCGUGCUAUCCUUCUAUACCCCAUCUGCAACUUCAGUGCCGACAGAAGACUGCCAGGGCAGCUGCGAGUGGAAUAAGUAACUCACACACGGGCGUCGUCGCGUCUGCAGGUAUGGCUUGUUGGUGUCGUGCCCAAGCUUACGGCUGGCGGAUGUCAUUGUGCGACCUCGGCGCGGUCAUGUGCUAUGUUGCAAGAGGGGAAAACGUCAUCAAGUGCUCCAUUGCCCAAGCUUCGGGAGGGACCUUGACAGUUGAGCAGGACGUGGUCGUGUUCCAAGGCAACCAGGUGAACGAUUGGACAGUACACAGUGCGCCGUUCAUUGUUUCUUCAUUCAGUGGGCCAUACAACGGCGUCCUGUGCCACUCCUGCGACGAGACCUUCGCUGAUACCAACAACACAGGCAAUUGUCCCAUCCAGUGCACAUUCGUGGAGUCAACAGUGUGCAUCACUAGCCUUCGGGCUCGGCCUUGGAUUCCGACAGCCCAUCGGAGGGUGGCUCGAUUGCAAUGCAGGGCGACAAGACCUAUCGCAUCGCGGACGACGCCCCUUACGAGAUGGAUGAGCUGGGCCGGGCCGCCCCAGGCGAGCAUUGCAGAUCUCGGAGGUGAGUUCGAGAGAGAAUUUCGCAGCGAGCUCGAGGGCAUGGGCGCCGAGCUCAUCGCCGCCGCCGCCCUGGGCCCCACGCAGAACAUUGUCUGCGAACGGCGCGGCGGCGAAUGGAAGUACAUUGCCGAAGCCAUCAUCGACGAGUACCAGAUGGACUUCACCGUCCCAGGCGCCGUGGAGCGGCUCUGCAACGUGCUUAACUGGGCGAAGAACAGCAAGGUGGGGCCCACAGGAUACAGUCCUGCGCAGUGGGUGCUCGGACGUGGGUGCCGAUUGCCCUGCAGUAUUCUUUCCAACCCGUGCCACCGAGAGCAGCACGACAAGCUUUUCGGCGAGCUCCACCACGAGUUUGACUUCGACCACCAGCCCCUUUACCACCACCAUUUCGAGUACCAGCACGGCCACAUCCACUACGACGAGCAGCGCCAUCACCGACACCCAUACGACUACCACGUACACUACCACGAGCACAGGGACGCAGGUGCC